This is a messenger RNA of Vanrija pseudolonga, 1605 nucleotides long. RefSeq names its product Glycerol kinase. Gene Ontology annotation, molecular function: glycerol kinase activity. Gene Ontology annotation, cellular component: mitochondrion. The transcript has 4 exons. Lineage: Eukaryota; Fungi; Basidiomycota; Tremellomycetes; Trichosporonales; Trichosporonaceae. Gene Ontology annotation, biological process: triglyceride metabolic process; glycerol metabolic process; glycerol-3-phosphate biosynthetic process. Bases 1 to 1605 code for a protein of 534 amino acids. The record is from RefSeq and is a predicted model, not a curated record.
AUGACCAAGACCCAGUACCUCCUGUCAGUGGAUAUUGGCACCACCUCGACGCGUGCCAUCGUCUUCAAUGAAGCUGCCGACGCCGUCGCCACUCACCAGAUCGAGUACGACCAGAUCUACCCCCACCCUGGCUGGCAUGAGCAGCGUCUCGAGGACCUGAUUGGUACCGUUUACACAUGCCUCGACGGCGUGGCCGCGGCUAUCGUCUCCAAGGGAAUCAAACUGGACCAGAUCCCCGCCCUCGGCAUCACCAACCAGCGCGAGACGACCUGCGUUUGGUCCAAGUCGACUGGCAAGCCCCUUUACAAUGCCAUUGCCUGGCCCGACACCCGCAACACCAUCACCGUCAAGCAGCUCGCUCUCAAGUCGGAGAAUGGUGUUGACGCCGUCAAGGACAAGACUGGCCUCCCCCUAUCUACCUACUUUUCUGGUACCAAGCUGCGUUGGAUGCUCGACAAUGUCCCCGAAGUCAAGGCGGCACACGAUUCCGGCGACCUCCUCUUCGGUACUGUCGAAACCUGGGUUCUCUGGAAUCUUACCGGCGGCAUCAACGGCGGUGUCCAUCUCACUGACGUCACCAACGCUUCUCGCACCAUGCUCAUGAACCUUCGUACUACGCAGUGGGACAAGGACUGCCUCGAAUUCUUUGGCAUCGACGCUAGCGCACUCCCCAAGAUUGUGUCCAACGCAGAGGUUUACGGCAAGGUCAACCGCGGUGCUUUGGCUGGUUUGCCCAUUGCCGGCAUCAUUGGUGACCAGCAGGCAGCUCUUGUCGGUAACAAGUGCAUCGAGGUUGGGUCCGCCAAGAACACGUAUGGAACCGGUGCGUUCAUGCUCUUCAACACGGGUGAGGAGGUUGUCCCCUCCAACUACGGCCUCCUCACCACUGUGGGCUUCCAGGCCGGUCCCAACGCCAAGCCCAUCUACGCGCUUGAGGGAUCCAUCGCUGUCGCCGGUUCGUCCAUCAAGUGGCUACGCGACCAGCUCGAGCUCGUCAAAAGCGCCCCCGAGGUCGACCAGCUCGCCGCCAAGGUCAAGGACACUGGUGGCGUCUACUUUGUGCCUGCAUUCUCGGGCCUCUUCGCCCCGUACUGGGACGACACUGCCGCUGGUACCAUUGUCGGCAUGUCCGCCUACACCAACAAGGCGCACAUUUGCCGGGCCACCAUCGAGGCUACCUGCUUCCAGACCCGUGCCAUUCUCGAGGCCAUGGCCAAGGACUCGAAAAAGGAGCUUUCAGUGCUUCGCGUCGACGGUGGUAUGACCAACUCGGACAUCGCCAUGCAGAUCCAAGCCGAUAUUCUCGGUAUCGAUGUCGAGCGUCCGGUCAUGCGCGAGUCGACUGCGCUGGGAUCGGCUGUCUGCGCCGCCGUCGCCCUUGGCCUUUUCGGCUGGGACUUGUCCAAGCCUGAGACGCUCAAGAAUGUCAACAUUGCUGGCAAGACCACCUUUUCGGCACAGAACAACGAGGCCGACCGCGCUUGGAGAGUGCGUGGAUGGGAGAAGGCCGUGCAGCGUUCGCGCGGAUGGAAGGACGACACUCUCCCUCCUCCCCGCGUCGAGGGCGCCUUCGAGGCGGAUGAGGUCGUUGUCAACGGCAAUUAG